Molecule: messenger RNA, 1553 nt
Organism: Linepithema humile (Argentine ant)
Lineage: Eukaryota; Metazoa; Arthropoda; Insecta; Hymenoptera; Formicidae
Product: UPF0764 protein C16orf89 homolog
Cellular component (GO): membrane; cytosol
Source: RefSeq, a predicted model, not a curated record
GUGAAAUUAAAGUUUGUAAAAAAAGCAGAAAUAUCUACGUCAUUCCAGAAUAAACUCCUUAAUUAUAAGCUACCAUACAUAAGAUAAAUCAAUAACUCUCUCAAUUCUGUAGAAAUAGUAGCGCAGCUGGAAAUAGAUUGAAAUUCUCGUAAAUGGUUGGGAAGCCACAAUAAUUCAACGUGGUCCCACGCAAGAUGUUUUUCCUCUCAGGACACGUCUGCCUUAUGAAGAAAAAGUGGUUGCUUUUGCACGCGUUUUCCCUACCCGCUUCAGAAACAUUGCGCUUUUUCUUCGAUGAAGAAAAAUCGAUUGACGAUAAAUUUCGCCGACGUUUACUCAAUAUGCACAGCUGUUCAUGGUGGGGAGAUUUUCCUUAUAUAGACUGUGUUAAUGGUGUUUAUCGGAUUUUCUUCGCGUAACCGCUCCGAUGGAAGCUAGUAUCCCAAGAUUUUCCAAGAUUGCCUUCGGGAUUCUUCUUCUGUUCACAUGUUUCUCGUCGCAAACUGAAGCAACAUUUAAGCUGGAAAGUUUCCAGCAAAAAUUAGUUGCUUUAAACAAGGUUCUUGACUACAUUAACAAUAGACCACAGCAGAUGAAUGCAGAUACUAUUUUCGGUGUUACAUUAUGUGAAGCUAAUUUGAUGACGGCACUUUUGCAUGAGAAUGUACAAUAUUUGAACAAUACAGUCUUUACUGCUCUUAAUGAAGUAACUACAUUAUCCGAUUUGACUAGAAGAAAUUUGAUGAAUAUUGUUACUCCGACGAAUAAAACAGAGCAUUUUCUUCAAUCAGUUUUAAAUGAUCCCAUCAUGUGGAUAAAACCUCUAUUAUGGACAAAGCUUUUUCCAAAAGUGAAACUCAUUCCAAAUCAAAAAUUAAACUAUUUGAAAGUCAUUAAAUCGAUGUGGUAUGGAGCACCUAAUGAAACAGAAAGUGAUGAAUGUUUAGUCAAAAUUGCACACAGUGGUUCAAACAAAAAGUGUCAAAUUCCUGAAACUUGCAUUGAAAUAUUAAUGAGGAAUGAUGGUACUACAGGAUAUCCUCUCACGCAUAGAUUGCUGAUUAUUCAAAUCGCUAGAAUGUUUGGAUGCCAAGAAAUUAAAUUGGCACAGUUUUCUCAUUUGGUACCUACAUAUUGUGCCAAAAUUCUUCAGAAUCUUAUCGAUCUUGAAGCAUGGAAUUUUCCAAUUGUUGCAAGAGACCUUAUGAUUGAACAAAUCGUUUUAUGUGGUAUGGAAGGUUACUAUGAAUUCAUCGAUAAACACUAUGAAGAUCUAAUAUUAAGCUGGCCUCAUUCAAGCGGUUGCUUUGGUUUUCAGAAAUUUGGUAAAGAACACAGAAUCACCCGACGAUCAUCAUCGCAAACCGAUUUUGGAUGUGAAAAUCAUACAACAGGCGCUGCUGCUGCAGCGCUUGCCUUAUUUAUUCGAGAAAAUAUAGAAAAUGCAUUCAGGCAAUCUGAAAUUGUUUAAAAAUGCGUCUCAUGUUGACGAUCUGAAAAAGACAAUUCCUUUCAGAUAAAUGUAUCAUCCAUAUCUUUUAAGAUUUAUAAAC